Messenger RNA from Mollisia scopiformis, 2084 nucleotides. RefSeq lists its product as uncharacterized. Gene Ontology annotation, molecular function: double-stranded DNA binding; cohesin loader activity. Gene Ontology annotation, biological process: mitotic sister chromatid cohesion. Bases 1 to 1974 code for a protein of 657 amino acids. The transcript has a single exon. The record is from RefSeq and is a predicted model, not a curated record. NCBI's taxonomy places the organism in Eukaryota, Fungi, Ascomycota, Leotiomycetes, Helotiales, Mollisiaceae.
AUGGAUUCCAUCGGCGCGGCACCCAUUAGCCCCCCUUCCACUACUCACAAUUCUCCAGACGACUCCAAGAAGAAGGAGAGUGCUCCUUGCAGCCCUGUCGAAGGCAAGUCCGUCGGGGAGCCCAUGACCCCGUCUCCUAAGCCCAGAGCUACCACGAUCGAAUCGGUCGAUGAAAGCCCAACGACCUCGAUCAAGGUCAAGAAGCGCAGUCCUCACGCCGACCCAGAUGAUACCGACCCCCACGACCGCCGCAUCUUCACGACCAAGUCGUAUACCGGCGUGAAGGAACUCUUCCAAACAUCUCCAAGCAACAAGUCUGAUGCUUCGCCCAAGGCCAAGUCUCCGACUGCAGAGAGUGGCCCCAAGUCUGAUGCCGCCCCCAAAAUCAAGUCCCCGACUACCGUCAAGUACCCCAAAUCCGUCACCGCCGAAACCAAGCGUGAAGCCAAGAUCCUCUCUCCCCCCACGAUCCCCAACGCCCACAAGGACACAGACAUCACCUUCAAGAUCCACGACUCCUGCUUCGACACCAGCUACGACAAGACCAACUUCAAAUCCACGCUUCCUGUUCCCCUUGAUAGCACCUUCACGAUCCCGACCAGCGAAACCCGCUCCUCGCUCAUGCUCUCCACGCUCGACCUUCUCGCUCGCUACGAUAACCAUUUCCACCGCACCGAGUACUCGAACUCGCUCCUGCGCCAGGCUCGAGAGGAUGCGGAGCGCAAGAUCGAGGAGCUGGAUUGGAAGGUUAGGUGUUUUGCCGAGGAGGAGAUGAUUCAUCGGAAAGAUAUGGGGAUCUUGGGUAUGAAGUUUCGGGAUGCGCAGGGUAGGUUGGUGAAGAAAGAUAAAGAGAUCAAGGAGUUGGUGGAGGUGGCUAAGAAGCGUCGUUCUGAGGGCGUUGACAAGUUGGAGGCAGAGUUGGAGAGGGCCAAGAGUGAGAUUCUGGUGUUGCAGAAGGAGAAUUUGGAUUUGGUGGACUUGAAGGAGAGGUUGGAUGAUAAGUUUGAGGAUAUUAGUAUGAGUGGUGCUUUCUUCCAGGGCCUCAGCAAGGAUCAGAUCUCCAAGUUGAAUUGCAGGAUUGAGGAAUUGGAGGAAAAGAUUAAGGAUGAGAAGGAGCUGCUGAGCCGUGUCGAGGACGAUAAUUCGAACCUACAGGAUAAGCUUGAGGGCUUGGAGGCCGACUUAUCCGCCCUUCAAAAGGAGCAUCGCGAGUGUUCGAGAAUCUUGGAGGAGGUUCACGACUACCGAGAAGACAACGCCAGGUACAUUGCCCAACUCGAGAAAUUCAACAAUAGCGAGGAUGAUGCGACGUUGAAAAUCCAGAUCGAUUCGCAAGAGGAUGAAAUCAACAAGUACCUUCAGCAGAUCAACGACGCUGAUACAAAGGUAGAGGGAUUGCAAGCCGACAUCGAAUCUCGAGAUGAGGAAAUCGGAAAAUGCAACGAGCAGAUCGACGAAGCUCGUGAUGAGCUUGCGAGAUGCCUCGAUGAGCUCACCAAAUCCCAAAAGGAGCUGAACAAAUGCCAAGAAGAAGUCGAAGAGUCUCGCGAAGAGAUCACGCGUCUUACUGAUAAAGUCACAAAGGGCUAUGAACAGGUCGAGAAAGUCCGCGACUUGGAAGCCGAUUUGACUUCCCAAGUCGAAUACCACCACCAAGAACUCGCCAAGAUCAACAAACAGCUCACCCAAGCCCGUGAGAAGGAGGACGGUUUGAACUCCAAGAUCGCAUCUCAACAGAAGGAGCUCAAGCUCAUGAGCGACUUAGUUGGCCCAAGCAAGAGUGAGGCGUUAUUGAAGGACCGUAUUCGAGUUCUCGAGGCUGCGAAUGCCAAGCUGAGUAGCGACAAUGAGGAGUUGGAGAUUGAGAAUGAGGCUUUCACGAGAAAGGCUCAAGAGUUGUCCAUGAUCAGUCCCCGUUCAGUUUUGAGGGAGCACGAUCACAAUAACACGCACAGAAUCCCGAUUUCUUUCUAACUCGGGAUGCUCUGCAUACAUGUGGCGACGUUGCUUUGCAGUCGGCUAUGGAUUAGAUUGGUUUUGUUGGUGCUCUCUGUUCAGAGAUGAAAUGUGGAAGGUGUGUAGUG